Molecule: messenger RNA, 4425 nt
Organism: Penicillium samsonianum
Lineage: Eukaryota; Fungi; Ascomycota; Eurotiomycetes; Eurotiales; Aspergillaceae
Exons: 1
Coding region: 1-4425 (1474 amino acids)
Biological process (GO): carbohydrate metabolic process
Molecular function (GO): hydrolase activity, hydrolyzing O-glycosyl compounds; chitin binding
Source: RefSeq, a predicted model, not a curated record
AUGGUGACUUGGUCCUUCACGACGGCCCUUAGGGCUGUUGGGGUUGGCCUCUUGCUCGCUGCCAAUGGCGCUGUGGCUACACAGGGAUUCAAAAGUUCCGCCAGUCCAGGCUACAACAGCAUUGAUGUCUGCCCAGAGCGAUGCAGUGUUUCCGGGCCGAACACCGGAAACUGGUCUGUGUAUCCUGACUUCAAGAAGAUCAAGAAAUGCAAAGAGACGAUGUUUUACGAGUUUUCUCUGUACGACCCUGUUGACAACCGGGAUGUGAAUCACAAGAUUCAUGCUUGCUCGUCUUUCGGUCCUGACUUUUCUGAGAUCCCCGCUUCAACCAUGCGGGUAGCUUCUGGGAAGUUUGUUGAUGUUGAGUUCGAGGUGGGCUGGUGGGAGGAAGGGUUUGGGCUUGCAACUUCCGGGCUGCGGUCUCUCGUCAAGCAGGUUCGUCACUAUGUUGAGAAGGGCCAUGGAGCCACAGAUAGACCUUUCAUCAUGUACGGCCAGUCGGGUCAGGCUACUGUUGGUCUCUAUAUUGGCCAGGGUCUGCUGAACCAAGGCCUUGCUCAGUCCGCCUUGAAGCUCUUCCAAGAUAACAUGGACAAUCUCACCGUGUCCGCACCGAGUUUGGCCAUGCAGCUCUGCGAGCAAAACUACGACAGCACCCACAUUUUUGGAAUCAUUGCCACCAGCAAUGGCACGUUUACUCCCAUCCAGGAAGCCAUCAAGUCUUGGUCUAACGCAACGUGUCUAUCGUUCGAGGGGUCCACCAGGAUUCCUGGCUCCGCAAUCUUCACCACGCCGCUUAUAAACGCAAACCGCACCAUCGUCACCGCCAAAAGCAGCGCAACCACCAUGGCUACAACGGCUGUAGCCACAAAGCUCCAUGCUCGUGCUGAGUGUCGCACGGUUCAGGUAGACUCCGGCAACGGCUGUCCGGAGUUGGCUGUAAAGUGUGGUAUUUCCGCUGCCGACUUUACCAAGUACAACCCUGCCAGUAACUUCUGUUCGAACUUAAAGCCCAAGCAGCACGUUUGCUGUUCCCAGGGUACCCUUCCGGAUUUCAGUCCCAAGCCGAAUGCUGAUGGUUCAUGCUACGCGUACGAGGUCAAGGAUAAUGACAACUGCGACGAUCUGGCUACGGAGUGGAGCCUCACCAGGCAAAACCUUGAAGACUUCAACAAGAACACCUGGGGCUGGAAUGGCUGUGACCCUAUGUACUCCAAAACAGUGAUGUGCCUGAGCAAAGGAACUGCGCCAUUUCCCGCCGAGAUCGCGAACGCACAAUGUGGUCCUCAGAAGCCAGGGUCAAAGCCGCCAACCGAUGGUUCGGAUAUUUCUGAUCUCAAUCCUUGCCCGUUGAACGCCUGCUGCAACAUCUGGGGACAGUGCGGAAUCACCAAAGACUUUUGCGUCGACACCAACACCGGCCCCCCGGGAACUGCGAAGAAGGGCACCUACGGCUGUAUCUCCAACUGUGGGAUGGAUGUUGUGAAGGGCAGCGGAUCCGGCGCCAUCAAAAUUGCCUACUACGAAGGGUACAACAUGAAACGGGAGUGCCUGUUCCAGGAUGCCUCUCAGAUUGACACCUCAAAGUAUACACACAUUCACUUUGGCUUUGGCACAUUAACACCCUCCUAUGAUGUUGAAACGGGUGAUGUGCUAUCCUCGUACAAUUUUGGUGAAUUCAAGAAGCUUUCUGAUGUGAAGAAGAUCUUGUCAUUUGGUGGUUGGGACUUCUCCACGAUGCCUGAUACCUAUCAGAUUUUCCGCAACGGAGUCAAGCCUGCGAACCGGCUGGCGAUGGCUCAGAAGAUUGCAACUUUCAUCAAAGAUAAUAACCUUGAUGGCGUCGACAUUGACUGGGAGUACCCCGGCGCUCCUGACCUCCCAGAGAAUGAUCCGGGAAGUAAGGAAGAUGGUCCUAACUACCUCGCUUUCCUUGUCGUUCUCAAGAACCUCCUCCCCGGAAAAUCCAUAUCCAUCGCCGCUCCUGCUUCCUACUGGUAUUUGAAGCAGUUUCCCAUCGCGCAGAUUGGCAAGAUUGUGGAUUAUAUUGUCUACAUGACCUAUGAUCUCCAUGGCCAGUGGGAUGCCAACAGCGGCUUCUCCCAAGAAGGAUGCGACACGGGUAACUGUCUCCGCAGUCAGGUCAAUCUGACAGAGACUAGGCAGUCAUUGGCAAUGAUUACCAAGGCAGGGGUCCCCGGAAACAAGGUCAUUGUCGGUGUGACUAGCUACGGGCGAUCUUUCAAGAUGGCCGAAGCAGGAUGCCAUGGCCCUAACUGUUUAUACACGGGUGACCGGCUGAAUUCAAACGCGAAAAAGGGCAAGUGCACGGCCACAGCUGGGUACAUUGCCGAUGCUGAGAUUGCGGAGAUCUUGAACAAUCCUAAACGAGCCGUUACCGAGCACUUUGUCGACACCAGUAGCAACAGUGACAUUCUUGUCUAUGAAGGCACAGAGUAUGUGUCUUACAUGAGCGCAACUACCAAGGCCGUACGCGCCGCUCUCUACGCAGCCUGGGGUCUGGGAGGCACCUCUGACUGGGCCGUUGAUCUGCAGACGUACAAUGAGCCACCCAACCCGGCAAAGACCUGGCUUGGGUUCUUUAAACGCGUUGUCGCCGGUGAGGACCCCAAGGUGGAUGACACGCGAAACGGCAACUGGACAGACUUUGAUUGCACGCACAAAAUGGUUAUCCAUCCGACAGCGUAUUUACCCUCUGACCAGUGGAAGAAUUUGAACGCGGACGCUGCUUGGGCGGAUGUUGUCAGAAUCUGGACAGACACAGACCAGCACAAGAAGGGAGUCAAAUUCAUUCAGUCGGUCUCAGAGACCCUACAUAUGGGAAAAGGCUCCAACUGCGGCCAGCUGACGGAGGACAGCUGUGUGGCUUUGGAUUGCCCAGCCGGUGCGAACGGUGAUACUUCGGGACCCGCAGCGCAACUGAUUUGGGACUCUUUGGUAAGGAUCCACCAUCUACACAAGGACUACUACGAAACUCUGUUCCAGGCCGGGGUAAUUACCACCACGGCGCUCGAUGAUCUGGAGAAUAAAUUUGCGCCGAUCCCGCCUGAGGAGGACAAUACCUGGCUAUUACUUCUCAUUGAUGUUCUCACCCUUGGAACCCUCGGCACGGCGGCACCUUUCUUCAACACGGUUCUCAAGAAGCUCCCUUAUUUCCUCGAGAAAUCAGGCGCCCUUGACAAUUUCAAAGAUACCACCAUGACUAUGGUUGGACAGGGUACAACCAUCGCCAAGGACCUGCUACCCAGUGAUGAUCCCAAUUCCAGAUGGAACCCGCAGUCACAAGAUGCGUUUUCAAACUAUAUGGCGCAGGUUGUCGACGGCUGGGCCAAUGUCAGCUCUCUUUCACUUGAACAACUGUUCAACGGAAAGCCGAACUCGAUCAAGGUCCUUGAGGAGGUCAUGUCAAACGGGAAGCUCAUCACGGGUAAAUUCGAGCAAGACCCUCCCGAGAAGGAUGAAACGACUACUGAUAAGGACGAGCUGCGCACCAACAUUGAAAAGUGCUUCUUCGGCUAUUCCAUUCCUGCUCUCUGGCAGGCUUCGAAAGCCUACGCAUUUAUCAUCGACACAGGCCACGCCUGCGGAGGCAAAGAACUCACCGACUACCUCGCAGAUGACACCAUGAGCGCCACAGGCGCCUGUGUCGACGGGCAGCAGUAUUACCUCGUUUACCCAGAUGGCGACGCGACCAUAUGCAAACAAGUGUGCCACGACCAUGGCCCUUGCACGCGGGUAUGCACCGACAACAAAUUCUCCGCGCCCCCAGGCCUUGACUCCCUCGGCGGGGUCAGUUUCGGCGGCAUCACCACGGCCGAUCUGAUCAAGGGCUCCGUCCGCACGUGGAAGAAAAACGGCAAGGCAAAUGGCGGUGGCUUCGCGGACCCGACUGACCAAGGCACAAUCAACAACCUGAUGAACGUGGAUGUCACAACACCUGGAUUCAUGCGGAUCCCGGUCUGUAGCCCCGAGCGUGCCUUUAAAUCCUGGGACACGGCCAAGGCGGGCUCCAGUGACUAUUAUCCCUGCGAUAUCCCGCCGGGAAGGGACACCUGCGGGGACUCGACGUUUGAGAACCAGACCAGUGAUGGAUCGCCUCUUGUUGAAGACUGUCUUAUCAUCAUUAAGAAUAUCCAGGGAGACGCUAGCACCGACUAUACCACCCUGGUUGCUGGCAAGCCUCACCGCGAGGUUGCCCCGCAUGGUACUUGUGCGUUUGGGGUGGAGGCUACCAGUGUGAACGGGAAUGCGAACUUUGUUACCGGUGGGCAAGAUGUCAUUGAUAUUAUCAACGAGUCGGUCAAACGUUUUGCGAGCAAUGGCAAAGUUGGAGCAAAGGGGAAUAUGGUUUGCAAUGGCAAUAUCAAGGACCAGGCGGUUAAGUGGGGAAUUUAUUCGACUUGA